AUGAUCGCCGUUCUUAUUGGAGGUAAAGAAGCUGUCACCGAGAAUAAUAUCAUGUUACUAGAGUAUCCAAGCAAUUUUAUAUUGGAGAAAUCCAAGGCAAUGGGAGGUAAUCCAACCGAUUGGAAACAUGUUGAAUACAGUGUUGGUCCACACAAAUCAAUUGUUGGAUGUGAUGUCUCUGGUGAGAUAGUUUCCAUGGGACAACAUGUUGACACUACAGAAUUUCAUAUAGGUGAUUAUGAUUUUAGUUUCGCACAUGGUACUUGUUUAAGAAAACCGGAUAAUGGUACAUUUGCAGACUACGUAGCAUUAGAUUCUGAACUAACUUUCAAAUUACCGAAAAAUACAGAAUUCAGUAAUAACGAUGUAAUUUCUGAGGGGAAAGUCAUUUCUUUUGAGGAAGCAGCUUCAAUUCCGUUAUCCUGGUUUACUGCUGGUGGAGCAUUAUUUCACGAAAUGAAAUUAAAAUACGAUUGUGACGCCAAAAAACCUCAAAAUAAAUUUCCAUUAUUUGUCUGGGGUGGUGGUUCAGCAUUGGGGCAGGCAGUUAUUCAACUCGCUAAAAAAUAUCAUGGUUAUACAAAAAUUAUUUCAGUAGCUGGUAGAAAGCAUGAGAAACAACUUUUUGCAUAUGGUGCAGAUGAAGUUUUUGGUUACCAUGAAUCCGAUGUAAUCACACAAAAUAAAAACAAAUAUAAUAACACCCAACAACUAUUUUAUUGUGUUUCAACUUUGGAUACUUUAUAA
Maudiozyma saulgeensis is the source of this 747-nucleotide messenger RNA. The record is from the annotation of a GenBank genome assembly. Lineage: Eukaryota; Fungi; Ascomycota; Saccharomycetes; Saccharomycetales; Saccharomycetaceae.